AUGACCACUCCUGAAAAUCUUAUUGAAUUAAAAUCAGAAGACGAGUUAAAUGAACUUGUCAAAGCGAACAAAAGUUCCGUCGUGGUUCUUGACUUUUGGGCUUCUUUUGCGCCGGCUUGCAAGCAAAUGAACGAUGUCUUUGUUGAACUGGCUAGGAAACACUCAACUUUGAAAUUUGUCAAAAUUGAAGCAGAAAACUUUCCAAACGUGUCAGGGUCGUUUGGAAUUGAAGCCGUGCCAGUGUUUAUAGUGCUUAAAAAUGGAAAGUCUGCAGCACGCGUCGAAGGGGCAGAUGCGCCAAAGCUUUCUGAAGUGGUAGAAAAGUAUUCUAAAAUUGCUGAAUCGACUACUUCAUUGUUUCCUAUAACAGCAGAUUCAUCGUCACCAAUAUCCACAACUAUCUCACCACCGAACGGUGAUUUGAAUGCUCGACUAAAGACUUUGAUUAAUAGUGCGCCGGUGAUGGUGUUUAUCAAGGGAACACCAAGUCAACCACGUUGUGGAUUCUCCAGACAAGUUAUUGACAUUCUUAAUGAGCAUAAAGUCAAAUUCAGUUCAUUUAAUAUUUUAGCUGAUGAAGAAGUAAGACAAGGCUUGAAAACAUAUUCCAAUUGGCCCACAUACCCACAACUCUAUGUGAACGGUGAAUUAGUGGGCGGAUUAGAUAUCAUAAAAGAAUUAGUGGCGUCCGGAGAAUUCCAAUCAAUGAUUCCAAAAGCAAAAGAUUUAAACGAACGUUUACAAGAGUUGACGACACGUACUGAUGUUGUCGUAUUCAUGAAGGGUGUUCCUAGUGCACCGCGUUGUGGAUUUUCAAAACAACUCGUAAACAUCCUUGAUCAAAAAAAUAUAAAGUACGAACAUUUUGAUAUACUGACGGACGAGGAAGUGCGCCAAGGAUUAAAAACUUUUGCAAAGUGGCCCACCUAUCCGAUGGUAUUUCAUAAAGGCGAGUUGAUUGGUGGAUUGGAUAUUAUCAAAGAAUUGGAUGAUACCGGAGAGUUAGUCGCGUUUCCGGAGGGCAAUGCUGUAAUUGGUCCAGGAUGGCACAAAAUGAGCCGCUUAGUACCAGAAGGGGUAACGAUCUUACGUCUAACACCAACUGUGCUAUUAUCUACUUAUAAAGUAGAAGAUGAAUAUUUGGUGAAAAAUACUGAUCCCUUUAAAGGGCGCGGAUGGGCAGGAAAGUCGACAUGA
Messenger RNA from Ambispora leptoticha, 1197 nucleotides. The record is from the annotation of a GenBank genome assembly. Lineage: Eukaryota; Fungi; Glomeromycota; Glomeromycetes; Archaeosporales; Ambisporaceae.